UGCAUUCCUUCCAUUCAGUAGAACUGGUAGAUUUGGACGCUAACCAUGACGCCGUCUUCACCGAUCACUCUGAGCUGGUUCGAUUACACCAUAUUUGCAGGUACUUUAGUUUUCAGUACUUUGAUCGGAAUCUACUACGGAUGUUUUGGAACUAAACAAGGAACAACCAGAGAGUACCUCAUGGGAGGAAAAACCAUGAAAAUCAUUCCCAUAGGAAUAUCAGUGGCAGUGAGUCAUAUUGCUGGAACCGUGCUACUAGGAACUGCAGCAGAUGUUUUCAGAUACGGAGCGAGCAUUUGGUUAUUUGUUGUGUCGAUAAUAGUAAUGGGGUUACUAACAAAUUUUCUUUAUCUUCCUGUGUUCUUUGAACUGCGCCUGAGAAACGUUUACGAUUAUUUAGGAAAAAGAUUUGACAAGAAAACAAGAAUGUUGGCAAUUAUAUUUUACAUGAUUGCUGAAAUACUUUUAUUCCCAGUGCUAGCGUAUACUCCAUCUUUAACAUUUGCCACUGCUAGUGGUUUUAAUGUAAAUCUCGUAGCUUUUAUUUUGUGUGCUAUUUGUGUAUUUUACACCUCAAUUGGUGGUUUCAAAACCGUAAUUUGGACCGAUUUAUUUCAGUUUGCCAUAAUAGUGGCAUCUUUUGUCAGUAUUUACGUACUAGGUCUUACAAACUCAAAGGGAUUCGUGUCGGUGUGGAAUACAGCUUUAGCUGGAGAGAGACUACAAGUUUUUAAUUUCGAUAUUGAUCCCACAGUAAGAGAUGGCUUCUGGGGAUACUUUCUAGGUGCAGGGUCAACCUUUACGGCCUACGUAGCCGUACGUCAAACCGGCGUUCAAAAAUUUUUAACUUUAGGAAAAUCUACAGAUCUCAAAUGGUCACCGUAAUUAGUAUGUCAGUGAUUCACACUUUGUGCGUUUUCGUUGGCUUAGUGGUUUUUGUCAAGUACAAAUACUGUGACCCACUCACUAGUCACAUGAUCUCAAAACAUGACCAAAUUUUUCCUUAUUUUGUAACUGAGAUUGGUGCCAGCGUACCAGGAAUCUCGGGUCUCUUUAUAGCAGCCAUUUGUAGUGGAUCACUAAGUUCAAUGUCUGCAAACUUAAACGCUCUCUCUGGUGUUAUUUAUAAAGACAUUGUGUACUUUUUCCUCAAGAAAAAACUCUCUGACAAAAGUGGUAGUGGUAUUUUAAA
Zophobas morio is the source of this 1192-nucleotide messenger RNA. Its product is annotated as sodium-coupled monocarboxylate transporter 2-like. The record is from RefSeq and is a predicted model, not a curated record. Lineage: Eukaryota; Metazoa; Arthropoda; Insecta; Coleoptera; Tenebrionidae. Gene Ontology annotation, molecular function: symporter activity. Gene Ontology annotation, cellular component: membrane. Bases 46 to 885 code for a protein of 279 amino acids. Gene Ontology annotation, biological process: transmembrane transport; sodium ion transport. The transcript has 5 exons.